Messenger RNA from Durio zibethinus, 1818 nucleotides. Its product is annotated as zinc finger CCCH domain-containing protein 40-like. Gene Ontology annotation, molecular function: pre-mRNA binding; U6 snRNA binding; metal ion binding. NCBI's taxonomy places the organism in Eukaryota, Viridiplantae, Streptophyta, Magnoliopsida, Malvales, Malvaceae. The record is from RefSeq and is a predicted model, not a curated record. Gene Ontology annotation, cellular component: Prp19 complex; U2-type catalytic step 1 spliceosome; U2-type catalytic step 2 spliceosome.
AAAAUCAAGAGCGCAAUUGCGCAAAGCAAUCGCCUCUCUAUCCGUACUCUCUCGCUUCUGCCUGCCGAUCGCUUCCACCGUUGAGCUUCCAAAGUCAGCGCCCCCACCAAAACCGCCGUCGCCACUUUCCACUGUCUUCAUCGCGGUUCAGGAAUCAAGGAAAUAGACUGCAAAUUCAAAGGCUGUGAAUAGUUACAGGACUCGGUGCAAAGUAUACGAUGGCACACAGAUUGUUAAGAGAUCAUGAGGCAGAUGGUUGGGAACGCUCCGACUUCCCUAUCAUUUGUGAGUCAUGCCUCGGUGACAAUCCAUAUGUCCGAAUGACUAAAGCAGAUUAUGAUAAGGAGUGCAAGAUUUGUACGAGGCCAUUUACAGUCUUUAGGUGGAGGCCUGGUCGUGAGUCAAGGUAUAAGAAAACUGAGGUUUGUCAGACAUGCAGUAAGUUGAAAAAUGUUUGUCAAGUCUGCCUUUUAGAUCUUGAAUACGGAUUGCCAGUUCAAGUUCGGGAUACUGCUCUUAGUAUAAAUUCCAAUGAUGCCAUUCCGAAGAGUGAUGUGAAUAAAGAGUAUUUUGCUGAGGAGCAUGAUCGCAGGGCCAGAGCUGGUUUAGAUUAUGAAUCCUCAUAUGGGAAGGUACGGCCAAAUGACACUAUUCUGAAGCUUCAGAGAACAACACCAUACUACAAAAGAAACCGAGCACAUAUUUGCAGUUUCUACGUGCGGGGUGAAUGUACAAGAGGUGCUGAGUGCCCUUACAGGCAUGAGAUGCCAGUAACGGGGGAGUUGUCCCAGCAAAAUAUAAAAGACCGUUACUAUGGAGUGAAUGAUCCAGUGGCACUAAAGCUACUUAACAAGGCUGGUGAAAUGCCUUCUUUGGAAGCUCCUGAGGAUGAAAGCAUUAAAACCCUUUAUGUGGGUGGACUUGAUAAAAGGGUUACUGAGCAAGAUUUAAGGGAUAACUUUUAUGCCCAUGGUGAAAUUGAAUCGAUAAAGAUGGUGCUUGACAAGGCAUGUGCCUUUGUAACGUACACAACCAGAGAAGGAGCUGAGAAGGCUGCAGAAGAACUUUCUAACAAGCUAGUCAUAAAGGGUCUCAGGCUGAAGCUAAUGUGGGGUAAGCCCCAGGCACCAAGACCUGAGUCAGAAACCUCUGAGGGAGCCAGGCAGCAGGCAGCAGUGGCUCAUAGUGGAAUGUUGCCCCGGUCAGUAAUAUCUCAGCAGCAGAAUCAAUUCCAGCCAUCUGGGUCUGGUGUGCAGGGCCAACCCCCACCUAUGCAGUAUUUUAAUAUCCCACCUCCACCUCAGCUGGAUAGAGCCUUCUAUCCAUCAAUGGAUCCUCAAAGGAUGGGUGCCCUGGUUCCAUCUCAUGAUGGGGAGAAUAAAUCUGGAUCAGAAAAACAACAAGGGCAACAUUAUCCUUCUCAAGCUAUGCCGCCACCACCACCGCCACAUGGGCAAUAUCCUCAUCAGCAUUAUCCACCGUAUGGGUACAUGCAACCAAUGCCACCUUAUCAGCAGUAUCCACCAUAUCAUUCAGCAAUACCUCCACCCCAACAUUAUCAGCAUUCUGGGCCAGCAAGGCCGCCGCCUCCUGUGAAUGCACCUUCAGCAAGCACUACACCAGCGUCUGCUUCAUCAGGUUCUGCACCUCCUAUUCCAGGGCUAUCUGCUGCAUCCGGUUCAUCUCAUCAGUGAAGGUUUCCCAUAGUGCUGUUUUUGCUUAUGUAAGAAUUGAACUUGUUACCAAUAAAAAUUAUUUUUCUUUGAGUUCAGAAUCUUCUUUGCUUUAUCUUUAGCAAUCAAUUUGCUUUUCCUGUGA